AUGGAGCUUUUAGAAGUAUUAAUCCUUUUUGUGGUAGCGUGUCUGACCAUCUUUGUUGCGCUGGUAAAGCGAUUCCAAUAUUGGAAGGAUCGCGGCGUACCGCAAUCCAAACCGCACCUCAUCUUUGGCAACAUGCGGGAAGUGAACAAGACGCUCCAUAUAGCGGAAGGGCUACAGCAACUGUACAACGAGCUGAAGGGAAAGCAUCCCGUCGGUGGAUUCUAUAUUUUUACGAAACCCGUUGCCCUCAUCACCGACCUCGAGCUGUUGAGAUGUGUUUUUGUGAAGGACUUUGAGUACUUCCACGAUCGCGGUACGUACUACAACGAGCGGGACGAUCCACUGUCGGCGCAUCUGUUCAACAUCGAGGGGCUGAAAUGGAAGACGCUUCGAAACAAAAUAUCGCCCACGUUUACGUCCGGCAAGAUGAAGAUGAUGUUCCCGACGAUCGUGGCGGCUGGCAAGCAGUUCCGGGACUUUAUGUGCGAGGCUGUGCGGGAUGAGGCCGAGUUUGAGCUGACCGAUGUGUUGUCUCGCUUCACGACGGAUGUGAUUGGGACGUGCGCGUUCGGUAUCGAGUGCAACAGUGUGCGGAAUCCGGACGCAGAGUUCCGCGUGAUGGGGCGCAAAAUCUUCCAACGAUCGAGGGGACUCGUGCGGCUCGCGUUGACGAACGUGCUACCGAAUCUGGCGAGAAAGCUCGGAAUAACAGUGAUCGAGCAUGAUGUGGCCGAGUUUUUCCUGAAUGCCGUACGCGAGACGAUCAAGUAUCGGGAGGAGAAUAAUGUCCAGCGAAACGACUUUAUGGACAUUUUAAUUCGACUGCGCAGUAAGGAGGACACGCAGUCCGAUGGCGAAACGUUCACCUUCAACGAGAUAGCGGCGCAAGCGUUCGUGUUCUUUCUGGCCGGGUUCGAAACGUCGUCAUCUCUUAUGGCGUUUACACUGUACGAGUUGGCCACGAAUCAAGAAGUGCAAGAAAAGGGACGACGUUGCGUGGAAGAAGUUCUUGACCGUCACAAUGGAGAAUUAACGUACGAAGGUGUAUUGGAGAUGCAUUAUCUGGAGCGAAUUCUUAAAGAAACCCUCCGGAAGUAUCCUCCGAUUUCGGUUCACUUCAGGCAAACUUCGAAGCGCUAUCACGUCCCAGGGACGGAUACAGUGCUCGAUGCUGGCAGCUCCGUCAUGAUCCCGGUGCUGGGAAUUCAUCGUGAUCCGGAACACUUCCCCAAUCCCGACCGGUUCGAUCCGGAUCGGUUCACGGCGGAGCAGGAAGCGAAGCGUCAUCCGUACGCCUGGACACCGUUCGGCGAGGGUCCUCGGAUUUGCGUUGGCCAGCGGUUCGGGCUGAUGCAGGCCCGUAUCGGACUAGCUUAUCUUCUCACGAGUUUCCGCUUCUCUCCGGGCCUGAAAUACCAGAGGCCGGUAAAGCUUAACAUCAAAAUUCCUGUUCUCACUCCUGAGGGUGGUUUGUGGUUGAAGUUGGAAAAGCUUCAAAAGGCUUAG
Molecule: messenger RNA, 1506 nt
Organism: Anopheles coustani
Lineage: Eukaryota; Metazoa; Arthropoda; Insecta; Diptera; Culicidae
Product: probable cytochrome P450 6a23
Exons: 2
Coding region: 1-1506 (501 amino acids)
Molecular function (GO): monooxygenase activity; heme binding; iron ion binding
Source: RefSeq, a predicted model, not a curated record